Molecule: messenger RNA, 1132 nt
Organism: Labrus mixtus (cuckoo wrasse)
Lineage: Eukaryota; Metazoa; Chordata; Actinopteri; Labriformes; Labridae
Gene: taf11
Product: TAF11 RNA polymerase II, TATA box binding protein (TBP)-associated factor
Exons: 6
Coding region: 281-898 (205 amino acids)
Biological process (GO): RNA polymerase II preinitiation complex assembly; transcription initiation at RNA polymerase II promoter
Cellular component (GO): nucleus; transcription factor TFIID complex
Molecular function (GO): protein heterodimerization activity; transcription coactivator activity
Source: RefSeq, a predicted model, not a curated record
ACCGGAAACGGAAACACAAACUAACGCUAGGUUGUGGCUACUACCCACUACCGUCAUUUGUAGGCUUAGGCUUGAAAUAAUUCAAGUUGUAUUAAACCUUUUGCAAAUGCGGUGAUAUUAACGUAAUGUGUUAACUUAGCUCAAUUAGUAGUUAGCGUCAAAUAAUUAAAAUACUGAACAUAUAUGGUAACGUUUGCCAACACUCUCCGUUAGCUCCACGGUUGCUGCGUGUUUUGUUGACGCCUGGCUGCAGUGAAGGUAGGUGCAGAUUUGAGGGAUCAUGGCCGACCCUGCACGGAUAAAACCCGAAGGAACACCUGAGAGAAGUUCAAGUGACGAGCAUCCUGACAGUAAACCGGAGGAUACCGAGAGUGCAUCUACCACAGCAAAAUCUACACAUGAAAACAAAGAGUCAUCCUCUCAGGAUCAGCCCAAACAGGAGCUGAAGACUGAAAUGGCAGCUGGGGAAGACGAGGACGAAGGAACCUCUGGCCAGCCUUCUUCCAAAAGAUUAAAGGUGGAACCAGAGAAGAAAAAGGAGAAGCGCCACAAGGUUGAUGAGGAUGAAAUACAAAAGAUGCAAGUUUUGGUGUCGUCCUUUUCUGAAGAGCAACUGAAUCGCUACGAGAUGUACAGACGUUCGGCCUUCCCUAAGGCUGCUAUUAAGAGACUGAUCCAGUCCAUUACAGGGUCGUCAGUGUCCCAGAAUGUGGUGAUUGCCAUGUCUGGUAUUUCCAAGGUUUUUGCCGGUGAAAUUGUUGAGGAAGCCUUGGAUGUUUGUGAGAAGUGGGGAGACACGCCACCACUUCAGCCCAAACACAUGAGGGAAGCAGUGAGGAGGCUGAAGAGCCGAGAUCAGAUCCCCAACUCCAAGUACAAGAACAUUCUUUUCCACUGAGGAACCUGUAAUCGAAAGAUUGUAUGGGGGUACCCGCUGUAAAAUGUGGUGCCAUGGUUUGGCACGAAGCCUCCGUGGCCAGUCAAUAUUAGUCAAGAUUAGUAACUGUAUUGAAAAACAGAUGAUACAGUUCAAUACUCACCUGUCAUUUACCUUGACUGGUGAAGGAAUACAGUUCAUAUGGUGUGAAGUUCUAUUGAUGUAUUAUGCUUGUAAAUAAAGUUUUAUAAUUGA